Molecule: messenger RNA, 5152 nt
Organism: Sitodiplosis mosellana (orange wheat blossom midge)
Lineage: Eukaryota; Metazoa; Arthropoda; Insecta; Diptera; Cecidomyiidae
Product: macrophage colony-stimulating factor 1 receptor 1-like
Exons: 14
Coding region: 796-4314 (1172 amino acids)
Biological process (GO): protein phosphorylation; positive regulation of kinase activity; cell surface receptor protein tyrosine kinase signaling pathway
Cellular component (GO): signaling receptor complex
Molecular function (GO): transmembrane receptor protein tyrosine kinase activity; ATP binding
Source: RefSeq, a predicted model, not a curated record
GGAUGCACGUUAAUCAUGUGUGUUCAAAACAAAUAUUUCUUCUUCCGAUAUACUCUAUCGAAUUCAUACUCAUUGCUUUCGGAUUUGGUAUAGAAAUUAAAAUCGGUCCAUCAUAUUAUAAAUGUAGUGCUGUGUAUGCAAAUUUAUAUGGUUCAUUGUUUGUGGGAAAUCAUCGAUGCACUGUUCAGUUUUUAAAAGUUGAUUGUCCGUUCUCCGUUUCUUUAUAUUGGUGUUUUAUUAAAUAUGAAGAAAUAUUAACUUGAGUAUUUAAAUUUUGUAUAGAUGGAUUUAUGGCUGCCGUUAGUCAGAAUUCUUUCUUUUUUAUCGUUUCAGUAAUCAAGCAUGUGUCAUGUACGUUGGUUCAGUACAAUAUGGAAUGUGAAAUCAUCAACACGCAAAAAUUUUGGAACAAAUUUAUUUUUGAAAAAAAAAAAAGUUUUUCUUGUGAAUAGUUAGUUCACUAUGCGAGUGUUUUUUUAAAAAUCAAACUAAAGAACCUACAGAACGUUGAUUAUUACGUCAGUACAUUAAAAAUGAAUUUACAAUACGGACAGUAUUCCAUUAGUAGAUAGUAUAAAUUAUGACGCUUCUGCAUUAAAACGUGAAUGAGACAGUGUCAGUGUGGACAGUGAUUUAAAGCCAUGUUUUGUUGAGUGAUGAAUGAAAAUAUGAUAGAUGAAAUCAACAUUAUUCGUUGCAGAGAAUCCUCUAAACGAUAACGAAUAAAAUUGUUGAAUUUAGUAUACACAGACUUAUGUUUCACUUCAAUCUCGUUCUUGAUCAAGUAUAUCAAACAUGUUACCUUUAGUGUCAGAUAACUUUAAUCGUGCAUCGAUUUACAUUUGGAGCGGCCAUUAUUGUGCAGUGAUUUUGAUAAUUCUUUUCUUCUCAUGUCUAGUCACUGCAUCAGCUGAAGGCAUUGAAAUAAAAACUCCUGACGGUGUUAUGAAUGACGAAUACUCAGCGGAGAGAGGAGUUAAUGUCACUUUUACCUGUUCAUCCAAACAACCAGUAUAUUGGAUUGAUAUAUGGGCAAAAUUUCCCUUGUUGUGGACAAUAACAUUUGCAUGGGAUUCAAAAGAAGCCAAGGUUUAUAUGAAUGCAGCAAAAUUUCUUGAAAGAAAAUUCGAAAUCAUUUCAAAUGAAACCGAUGGCUUGUACAACGAAACACUUCACCUUUUAAAUGUUGACCAUAAGUCUGUUGGGCAAUACUACUGCAUAAACAAUUCAACGGUGAUUUCUGAACCUAAGGAUUUGCAUGGACAACAUUCUUAUGUGCACUUAUAUGUUAACGACAAUAAAAAUCAAGUGUUUAAUAUUGAGCACAAAUUUAUUUGGGUGUGGGACAAUUGUAACAGAUAUUAUCCCUGUAAACCAACGUCGAAAGAGGAAAAAAGUAUCACACUUCGACUCAAAAAUGGUACUGUUAUUGAAAACUCGAAGAAGGCAUCCUACGGCUAUAAAUUGAAAAGUGCCCAAUUAGCCAGUAACAAUCAAUUCGAAUGUUCAACCAACUACAAUAAAGAAUCGUAUGAAGUGCAUGUAUAUCCGGAAUCGUCAUCACCAAUUUGUCAUGACGAUAUAGAAAUCACAUCAUACGUUACGAAUACCGAUCUUGAAUUGAGCUGUGAAUCAAUGUGUGGCAAAGAUCCUCGUGCCCCAUAUAAUUUUACAUGGUAUCGGCCCAAUAAUAUUGCCCACAUGGAAAAUCGCAUAAAGGAAAAUAAAAUAAAUAAGGCAACCUCAAAACUGACAGUCGUAAAUGUAAACCGAACAACGGAUUUGGGCGAAUAUAGAUGUGUGGUGAAUUGUAUCGCAACUGAACAUAGCGCUACAAUUGACAUAACGAACAUUUUAAACGUCUCGUCUUUCAUUAUUACAAAGAAUGAACAAUUUAAUCACUUCGAAUCGAGUACAAAUAAAUCUGCAGAAAUGUAUCUGGUAAAAUACCAAGGAUAUCCUGCGCUCACAUUACAGUGGUUCGACAAUGACAAUAAAAGUAUAAAUUGGACGAUUAAAGAGGAUAUAAAUAAGAAAUUUGAAGCGUUUGGCGAUCUGAAUAGAAAAUGGACCGCUCUGAAGAUAAGAAACGCAACCAUAUUGGAUUCUGGAAACUAUACUUUGAGUGUGCGCAGCGGCUCUACAACGAUGAAUGAAACAUUUAAAUUGCUCAUCGCGGGAAAGCCGCAGGCGAGAAUUGUUAGGUAUGGAAGCAACGGCGAAAAUAUUACAGUAGAAUGUCGUGUUUAUGGAUAUCCUGCGUCAGAAAUUACCUGGUCCGUAAAAGACAAGAAUGGAGAACUUAGCAAAGAAACAUUCAAGACAAACGAUCUCAAUCAAACAUCAAUUGUACACUUCAAGCUGAACGUAAAUGCUGCGAACGUAGUUUGUCGUGCACAAAAUACGGAAGGUGAUAGCUCUGAUGAUCUAAUCGUCUACUACUAUAAACAAGACACGACAGUUAGCAAAGAAUAUAAUGAUGGCCAUUCGAGUACUUCAAAUGGAGACUCAUCACAAACAGCCAUAAUUGUAAUUGUAGUUACGGUAGUGCUCUGCUUCAUUUUUACUGUAUUUCUGAUCCGCAAAGCAUACUUACGGCGUAAACGUCGUGUUAGAAACCCAAUUUUCUCAUCACAAACCAAACUUCAACCGGACAAUUUUGAAAAAUUCCUAAGAGGUGAUCCAGAAGGUAUUAAUCCAGAUAUGACCUUAGAUGAUCAAGUAUGUCUAUUACCAUAUAAUGGUAAUAAAUAUGAAUUUGCACGGGAUAGACUUAAGCUCGGUAAACAAAUUGGCGCCGGGGCAUUUGGUAUGGUAACGAAAGGAAUUGCUCAGGGAAUUUUACCGAAUGAGGAAGAGACAACGGUUGCUGUUAAGUCAGUCAAACCGAAACUGGACUCUCAGGGCAUGGAAUUAAUGGCAUUAAUGUCAGAAUUGAAAAUUUUGGUGCACUUAGGCGAACAUUUAAACGUGGUUAAUUUACUGGGUGCGGUUACGAAGAAUGUUGCUCAAACCGGCGAGUUUAUGGUUAUUGUUGAAUUUUGCGAAUUUGGAAAUUUGGAGAAUUUCUUAAAACAUAAUCGUCAGUAUUUCAUCGAUGAAAUCGUACGCACCAACGAUGCAUACAUAAUUGUCCAAAGGAAUAUAAUACAACCGCAGUCGAAUAGCAGUGGAUACAUAACAAAUAGCAGUACAAUAGCUUCAGUGGGUGAUCAACAGCAACAAUCAGCCAAUUCGUUGUAUACGAGAGAGCCUGUAGUGAGCAGUUAUUCAUCGGCUGAAACCGCAAUUUUGCAAAAUUCGCAAAGUGAGCAAUCAGAAAGUCAUAGUUAUGCAAGUGCAGCAGAAAACGCAGCGCAAUCAAAUGCUCGUACAUUUACAACAACAGAUUUGAUCCGUUGGUCACUGCAAGUGGCACAAGGAAUGAUGUAUUUAUCAUCACGUAAUGUAUUGCAUGGUGAUUUGGCGGCCAGAAAUAUUCUGCUUUGCAGUAAUAAUGUUGUGAAAAUUUGUGAUUUUGGUUUGGCACGCUCAGUAUACAAACGUGAAGAGUACAUCAAAAAAUCUCAGACUCCCAUUCCAUUUAAAUGGAUGGCGAUUGAAUCGAUCGGAGAUCAAGUGUUCAGCACAUACUCAGACGUUUGGUCGUUUGGAGUCGUCCUCUGGGAGUUCUUUUCAUUGGGAAAAGUGCCGUAUCCAGGGAUGGAACCAAAUAUGGAUCUAUACAAAAAAUUAUUGACUGACUAUCGAAUGGAGAAACCGGAUUAUGCAACACCUAAAAUAUACGAUAUUAUGUUGUCAUGCUGGCAAGCAUUACCCAAAUCGCGACCUCUAUUCGAUAUGCUAGAGAAAGAAAUUUCCGUCUUAUUGGAGAAUGAAGACAUACAGCACUUGAACCGCUUGAAUGAGCCAUACAUAGAAAGAAAUAGAUGUGAUUUCGCUUCACGUGAAACAGAUUAUUUAGCGCAAGUAGCAUCUCCACGUUAUGUACCAGUGCCUGAACCUAAUCAGAAUGAACGAAACCGUUUCGAAACUGUACAAAUCACUCAAUCGAAUGGACAAACUGUGAGCCAACCAAUUAAUAUUGCCACUCCAAUAUCCAUCACAGCCCAUCUCUCACCACAAUCACCAAGUUUUAUGACAACUUAUUUAAGUUUUGACGAAAUUCGAAAUAGACCCGCCAAAAAUCCACCCGAAGAAGUUGAAAUGCGUGAGCAGAAAAUCAUACCAAAUAGCGCUUCCAUUCAUAAAUUUUCAAAUGAACAACAAAUAUUCUCCGAUAAUUACAUAAAUACACCAAAAAUUAGAGCUUAAGAAAAUUCUAGGGACUUUUAAUGCUUUUUUUAUAUGUAUAUUUCAACAGUAUUUUCUAUCAAUUCAGUCGUAAUAAUUGGAAAAAUUUCAAAUCAAACAUUUUUAAAAAGUAGAUACAUACGAAAAAUGCUUAAUUUUAAAAAUAGCUAGUCAGGACAUUGUAUUCAAUAUUUGACAUAUUGACUGUAAUUUGACACUUACACUGUGAGCAAACUGAAAGGUUAAAUGGUUGGCCCUUGAAUCGAUAAGUGAUCAUGUAUUUAAUAUGUGCAUGUUAAGUUGUUUGGUCAUCUGGAAUUCGAUCAACAUUUGUAUUUAAACGACGAUUAUCAUGUAUGAAAUGGUUAACAUUUUCGGUGUGUUGUGUGCUUGUAGUUUGUUCAUUUCAUUAUUUUCAUCGCAGAUACGACAUAACGUAUUCAAUGUGGUGGCAUGUGCAAUUGUUGUGCAUUCCAAAUCAUGACCUUUAUUCGAUGUUUGUGAGAAAACCAUUUAUAAACUACUUCAGAAAAAGACUGCAGAAUAUUAUGUCAUUUUGAAUAAUAAAUAUGGGCAAAAAUGAAUACCGGCAAUUGUGCCUCUUGUAAAACUGAUUACUUGGUUUUUCAAUCUGGGGAUACUGAGAAUCCUGUGUAUGGAAUUGUAAGUGGACAGAGUGCUUCAUGGCCAUCUGCUUCAGUUUCAACUGGAGUUUAACAUAGCGCUGACGAAAAUUUAGAUAAGCAAACAGUCACAGUGUUGCGAUAUUGCGGAAAAAAUUACCAUUCAUUUAAGUAAUGUAUAAAACUAAAUUCGUAUAACGAUGAAUAAAACAAAAUCCGAACUUUAGAGAUAAACG